AAGAUGGCAGACGUGCAGCCGCCACCCCUCCGGAGCCUGGAUGAUUUUGUGCUGAGCUCGGCCCGGUUCGCCGUGCCCGACGUGCGCGACCUGGACCGCUGGAACAACCGCAUCAUCAACAACCUGCUGUACUACCAGAGCAACUACCUUGUGUGUGCGCUGGGCUUCCUGCUCGUAGUGGGGUAUUUCCAGCCCUUCCAGCUGUUUGUCGGGGCGAUGGUGGUCACCUUGUUGUUCCUGGGGUUUGUCUGGGCUGCCGAGAACCAAGCCCCCAUUCGCCGUUUCCGUAGAAACCAUCCAUCAAUUGCUGUGUUGGCCAUUCUUUUGGCCAGUUACCUCUUCAUGUCGGUGCUGGGGGGCGUGGCCGUGUUCCUGUUUGGGAUAGCCUUCCCUAUACUGAUGGUUCUGGUCCAUGCCUCGGUGAGGCUGCGUAGCCUGAAGAACAAGCUGGAGAACAAACUAGAGAGCAUCGGUCUGAAGAGGACACCCAUGGGACUCCUGCUGGAGGCUCUGGGACAGGAGCAGGAGGCCGGGUCCUAGGCAGGAAGAGGAGCACUGCAAAGAGCUGCCAUUAUCUCACCCCACUGGAAGAGAAACCGUGUUCCAGCGACUUGUUAGGAUGGACACAUUUAAGAGAGCAGAUGGUGAUUCAGCACAGGCAGGACCAGAAUCACCACGCUUGAAGUCACUUGACCUGCAUUAACUUCAGAUGAAUUCCCUUUUCUUUUAGUGUUUACAUUAUUUUGUGCUGCCUUGAAAAGUGACUUAGAUGCUCACAUGGGGUGAAGUUUGAAGGAAACAGGAGGUUUUAGGGGUUCAGAGCAAAUCUAAUCAGCUCUGUCAGUCUCAGACUUACGCUGUUGAGCGUAAUAGUGUUACAGGACCGACAGGAGCAGAAGUGAUAUGAAGGAAACAUCCCCUGCUUUAAAGUAGUUAUUGAAGUAACCGCAGGUCUCAGCCUGUACAGCCCUCCACUGCUGGUCAGUGGGACUUGCCCAGUCGCCCAGUGCUGGCAACUGGGACAAGCUCUACUGGAGCAAAUGAAUAACUUUGAAUUUACCCUUAACUCCUCUCAUACAUAAAUCCUUGUUACCAUGAAUAAACACUAACCAGUGAAGUUUGUUGUUCAGUGCCAACGCUUGUGGUGACAGUAGUUUGCAAUUUUCUCCCUGUAAUUAGUUUUUAGCCAUUCUAGCAGUGUGGCUAUAGUGACAGCAUUGUUGGCCGGACGUAUUCCUCUUUAGUCCAGGCUGAGAAGUCUCUACAAUGUUUAGAUUGCUGCCUAGAAAAGAUGCUUGCUGACUUUAGUGAUCACCUGACCCAGCUGAACUGCAUUGGUAGAACGAUCUUUUCCACAGAAAUUCAAGUUGAUAAAAUAUUGUGGUUUGCUUUGGAGCAGAAGUCCUGUCGUCAGGUCUGGGUUAGCCUGUUUUCCACUUCUGUCACUGUGCAGUCUGCACAGGAGGUUGUUUCUGAAAACUGCCAUGCCAUUAGAAGAUGAAGUCAUGACAAAUGUGUUAGCAUAUUGAAAAAAAAACUGCUUCCAUGAACAUUUACCAGGGUAGCCGUGUGGGUACUAAUGUCAUUGUAGCUGUUAUUACAGACAAUUGUGAACUAGCCACUGAGACUGAACUCACUAUGAACUGGCCGCUUGUGUCAAACGGAUAUUUAACCCGUGACAGUUGGAGGAUUUUAUGGGACAUGAAACAGAAAUAUUGACAGUGUUAAGGAUUUAUGGGGAAUGGAGUAUAAUAUUCCUACCUAUGUUUUUGUUAAUGUAUGAUCACCUGAAAGUAAGACUCAUGUUCUCGUUACCUUAGAGUGAGCUCUUUAUAUCUACACAACCUGUUCUCACUGCAAACUUUUCACAUAUGGACGCCUGGUCAGGAGCACUUGGCAUCAUUUUUUAAGACACUGGAUGCCUCUUUAGUGUCAUGUUUCAAUGUGCAGGGUAGUCUGAUGGACUCCUACAGACAACCCGUCCUCACUCCCAGUGUAAUUUCAGUAACAUAACUUAAUAUACAUAACUAGCAUACUUAUUUUAAACUAAACCAAGACCUUUUCUAAAACCGAACCAAGUGCAACCAUUUCUCAUCGUUAACCAUGUGUUUAUUAUAGUUCUCAGGAAGCUUUAUUUUGAAAGUGUAAUUGGGUGUUGUGUAGUUAUUAUUGCUUUCUUGACCGCAGAGCCCCGCAUUUCUGAAAAAUAAUGCUAAAGGGAUACACUCUGCCUUAAAAACAUUUAUGCCAAGGGAUGCUGAUCAAGUGUCCAUGUGUGACGAGUUGGGAGUGAAAAUGUGUUGACAUACAGAGAAAGCGGGUCCUCCUCGUCCACCAUGUUGCACCGCCAUGUUUCUACAGUAGCCCAGAACAGACAAACCAAACACUGGCUAUGAAGACAGCCUUUCACAUUUUAGCAGCCAGCAUAGGGGAAGGUGAGUCGAGGAGUAUUCAGUUGGUUUUCUGCAACUUCACUGCUAAAUGCCACUAAAUACUACCCACUGGACCUAUAAAAGACCUUUUCUUUUUUAAAUCACUACCCUUAUUUAGAUAUAUGGAGUGACCCAUAUGACAUAUUUUGAAGAAAGUUUUCUUACAUCUGGAAGUGGAAGAACCAAAAAGUUCCAGUUUCACUUCAGCUUGGCACAUCUGUAAAACUCACAAUAGCCGUGUUUCCAUCUGUGUAUUUUUAUGCACAUUGUGAAGUAUCACAUUAGAAAAAGUAGGAAAAAUCCAAAAUUUCAGGAAAAAGUUUUUACGCUUGCUGCCUGUGUAACGUAGCCUGUACCGCUAGUAUCUGAUGAAACUGCGCUUUGCAUAGCCUGGUGUAUUCGCUCCAAGCCAGUAGAAAUGUGCAUAAUUCAAGACGUGUAGUCUUAUUUGAUCAUUAUUAUUUACUACAACAGAGAGUGUUUGAAAAGUCUACAAUCACGGUAACCAAACCAUACAGUGUAGUAAAAACAGGAUUCACACCCUCACAUCCAUUCCAUAAACCACAACACAUUAGACCACUUUAGUGUUCACUUAAAACUAGUUGUCAUCAUUGUAAAUACAGUACAUGGUUGGUCCCUUGCUUUGUGGACAGGUGUAGGACAUGUGUGGGACAGAAAAUGAAAAAGACACUCCUGUGUUUGUGUGAGCUAAGCAUGUAGAAAACAGUGCCAUGAAGGAAGGGCUUUUCAGCAGUUUUAUAGCAAACAAUUUUGUAUAAGAGAAGCUGAGUGCAGGUAUUUGACAAACUGAAAGCUAUUUUAUUGUAUACUAGCUGCCUGUUGUGGGGACUCUGCAUUGCAUUGCUUUGUUGAAAUCUAACACUAUGACGACAUGAGACCUGUUCUAAACAUGUGUAGGUGGUAGUCUAACUCUGCAUCCUGUAUUGAAGGAACUGGCUUUCCUCCUGUAUUAUUUUCUUUCCCUGGAUGAUUUCUCAGACAGAUUCUUCCUGGUUUCUUCCACUAUUACACGUAUUUCUGUCCAAGGUGUUUAUUAAGAUGCAGAGGAUGCCAGGGUUUUUUUUAUAUGUGGGUUUUUGAUUAUGAAUCAUGUUGUUGACUGUUGAAGACUAUGUUAGCAUAAUUUGUUAUGGUGUACGUGCCAUUUUAGUGAUGAUAUUUGCCUUGAUGAUAGUGAUGAUAUGGGACUUGAACAUGUGGUCCUGCAUCACUGGACAUGAAGUCAGGAAAACACUAAAAUCUGAGAAGAACAAAGUGCUUUUUGGUUUGUCUUGUAGCUCUUUACUGUACUUUAGCUCUCUUUACUGUAUUACAAGAAUGUAAACAGAGAGCAUGACAGUGCAUAUUUAACUAUUUUACAGGUCUCAGUGCUGCCUUCCAUUCAGCUAAAUGUUUGAAUUAUGAUUCACCAACACAAUAUCUUUUACUAUUUUGCCAAAAGCUGGUAAUUACAUUUAUUUAUAAUGUUUUUUCUAAAUAAAAAAAGAAU
This is a messenger RNA of Chelmon rostratus (copperband butterflyfish), 3942 nucleotides long. RefSeq names its product PRA1 domain family, member 2 (gene praf2). Gene Ontology annotation, cellular component: membrane. The coding region runs from base 4 to 540 and encodes 178 amino acids. The record is from RefSeq and is a predicted model, not a curated record. The transcript has 4 exons. Lineage: Eukaryota; Metazoa; Chordata; Actinopteri; Chaetodontiformes; Chaetodontidae.